Ictalurus punctatus (channel catfish) is the source of this 3451-nucleotide messenger RNA. It is a transcript of the gene dtx3, whose product is annotated as deltex E3 ubiquitin ligase 3. Bases 480 to 1694 code for a protein of 404 amino acids. The record is from RefSeq and is a predicted model, not a curated record. NCBI's taxonomy places the organism in Eukaryota, Metazoa, Chordata, Actinopteri, Siluriformes, Ictaluridae. Gene Ontology annotation, biological process: protein ubiquitination; Notch signaling pathway. The transcript is spliced from 5 exons.
ACCCCAAAAUCCGGCACACUUAUUGAAAAGCUGCCAUUCAAAAUGGCGCCGUGCAGUGGCCAGAGACUCCUGCUGGACUUUAAUCCGCUACGAUCCGAGUGACGAACUUCCUGCUUCCCUUCUCACGGGGUCCUGGAAACUAGAUCAAGAUGACACCCUCUUCAUGUUACCGGUUACUUAUGGCAAGCGGAAAAUAGAUUAAUACUAGGCUAAUAAUAAUAAUAAUAAUAAUAAUAAUAAUAAUAAUAAAGACGGUUAUCCUGAUAAAGUCGGAUAUGGUUUCCUCGGUGUGCACGGAUGGGACUCGGAAGAAUCCCGAGAGAACUGAACACCAAAACACAGCGCGCGUGCGUUAAUGUGGACUGUGGACGUUGCACGGCUUGACGUGUGCUUUAACCAAACAAAUGCAUCGGUGAUACGGUCAUGAUCCCGUGUAAUUCCCGUGUUCUAAAGGUAACCCCAAUGCAACGCUUGUCUUUAUGCUUCCAUCGGACCUUAACCGUUUUCCGGGUGCUGUAGAUUACCAAUAUACCGAGCUCUUCCGGCAGCACAGGAGGGUGAUAUCCAAACCUGCCGUUAAGGGCGAAUUUAUGGGCUCACAAGUUUCAUCUGAUGAGAUGAGUGUGCGCACAGGCCAGGGCAGUGAUGAGGUACUGGUGUCUCAGGCUGUGUGGGAUUACCUGGCAGCAGCUGGGAGGCCGUGGCUGCUUGACUUUGAGGAUAAACAGGGACUGAGCGCUGGCAUCGUGCGCCGUGGUGAGCGUGGAGGCUGCUGUGCUGUAAGACUUUCCCCGGUGGAGGGCAGGACCAGCUUGAUGGAAGGCCCAGUCUCACCUGCCACACGCAAAGCCUUUAUAGACCUGUGCCGCUGUGCCCGCAAGGAGAUGACCAAACAGGAAGCUGCUCCAAAGAGGAAGCGCUCUCUGUUACCCUGUAUUGGGGUGGUGGAAACGGACGCUGAGGGCAGUUUGCUUCCUCCUCCUCCUCCACAGCCACGUCGAUCCCAGAGGCAGCAGCAAAGGUGUAGGAAAAGCACUGAGAUGGACUCCUGCACUGUUUUGCCCAUGUUGCACGAAGCCACAGCAAAGACGGAUUGUGAUUCAGGAGCAGGCCGGUCAAACGAAGACGACAGCGCCAUCUGCUCCAUCUGCAUGGGAGAGAUGGUGGAGAAGACUACUUUGGAGAAGUGCAGCCAUUCGUUCUGCCGUUCUUGCCUGGAACAGGCAUUCCAGGUGAAGAAGGCUUGUCCUGUGUGCAGGCUCGUUUAUGGCCAGCUCAUUGGGAAUCAACCAGGAAAUGGUAGCAUGAUGGUGGAAAGAGACCCAGAUCUGGAGUUGCCUGGGCAUGAGGGCUAUGGCUGCAUUUGCAUUAUCUAUAGUUUCCCACCAGGGUUCCAAUCACAAGAGCACCCGAACCCUGGGGUGCGGUAUCCAGGCACAGAUCGUGUUGCCUACCUACCGGACAGCCCCGAGGGUAACCGUGUGUUGCGACUGUUGCGGCGGGCUUUUGAACAGCGGCUCAUUUUCACCAUAGGAACCUCCAUGACCACAGGCAUGCAUAAUGUCAUCACAUGGAAUGAUAUCCACCACAAGACCUCUAUAUGGGGUGGACCACGAUGCUUUGGUUACCCAGAUCCUACAUACCUCGUGCGGGUGACGGAGGAGUUGCGGGAGAAAGGAAUAACGGCUGAUUGAUCCUUUGGUACUCGGCACUUUGGGACAAUUAGCGACCUGGCAGGUGGACCACAUUGACCCCAGACUAUCCAGUGAUUCACUGUGUUAAUGUAAAUCACAGCCAUUCUGCAGUACCGGUUUGGUCAGGUGGCUGAGAUUGUGUUGAUUUUGUUUCUUUUUGUUUGAACAAAAAGUGAUUGCAAUAAAUGACACUUUAUAAUUGAGUGCAGUGCAUUCCACACUUUUAUUAGCUUCAGAGAUGGCACUUUGGAAAAGUUAAGAGUGAAAUCAAAAGCUCUGUGGUUUGCUGAACUUUGAGAUGGAGUGGUGACUAACUUCUUUCGGCUGUAGUAGGGAAGUAAACUGUUUUCAUGUUCUAGGCAAAUGGCUUUCUCUUGUUUGCUCUCUGUUUCUUCUGUCCAGAAGGUUUUCUGUGACUUGUUCUUGUUUUGCCAUUGUCUGGACCAAGAAAGCAAACCCUAGCUAUACACAUACUGGGUCAUUUUUUCAUAAGCAGCACUACAAGGCACUUUGCAGUUAUGUAUGUGUGUAUGUGUGUAUGUAUGUAUGUAUGUAUGUGUGUAUGUAUGUGUGUAUGUGUGUAUGUAUGUAUGUUAAUUGUUACAGAUUGGAGCUGAUUUCUGGGCUUUUUCCAGAUACGCAGCAUUUUGCAGAUGUAGAGACCAGUUUAGCGGCUACAAUCUGAUGUCAGUCCCUAUAUGCCCCCAUUUUUGCUUCCUCUUAUCUCAUCCAGAAAGAUCCUAUGUUUCAAGAUAUAUAUAUAUAUAUAUAUAUAUUUUAAAAAAACAUUUGUCUUGUUUUUAUUAUUAUUAAUUCAUCUGUCAUUUGUGUUCUGGUUAGUGUUUGGAAAACCCCAGUCAAGAAUUGCUGCUGUGAUUAGAUCAGCUUUAAAAAAAAAAACCCCACAAAAACAAAUGAAAAGUGGAAAGUUUCUUUUGCAUGUCUGUUGUUGAUUGAAUGUGAAAACUUCUAUAUGAUGUCAUGGGGGAAAAAAGACCUGUAGACUAAUCCCAAAUCAAAUAUAUGGCACAAUCAGAUUCUUCGCCAUGGAAGAAUCACACUUCAGCCUCAAAUCCAGCAAACAGCAAGCGCUGGAUGUAUUCCAUGUCAGUAGGCUUUCUUCAUUUAUAGUGACGCACUACCAGUGUGAUUCUACGUCCAUGUGAUUAGUUUAUCCCAACAGUAUAAUGGAAAAAUAUGCAGUAGCAUUUAUUUUCUCAUUCAGUCUGUUUUUGUACUGUUAACUAAAGAACUCAGCAUGUUCUAAGUGAUAAAGACUUCUCUGUACUAGGUGGUCACUGGUUAUAGCCAGAAACCUGAAGCACGUUCUCUCAGUUAGUCGAGAACAUUAUAGUACCUGUCCGAUUUGGUUCAUCAUUACAAACUUGAAAUCUUUUCUGCUAUAUAAAGAAAUGUGAGGAUUAUGGCUCUGAAAGGGUUUAUUAACUAUAAUAUCAUGAAAUGCAAAGAAGAUCCACUGAAUAUCUGUAAAGCUGUUUCAAAUGUUUCUUUUUGUUUGAUCCUCCUCGUUUUCUGUUAAGGGACCAACACCUUUUGGAUGACAUAGUGACACCGAUCAUGCAAAAUUCUAUGCAGUUCAUGUUAGAUGAGGAAGAAAUAAACCUCUUAAAGAUAAUCGAUUGUUAUUCAAAGUUCAUGAUUUGCCUUUAUGACUGUGUUGAUUUGUACGCGACAGACCUGUCUGCUGCAAUAUGUGCUUUAUGUUUUCAUACUUGAAUAAAGAGUUCUGUUCAGUU